Molecule: messenger RNA, 3006 nt
Organism: Periconia digitata
Lineage: Eukaryota; Fungi; Ascomycota; Dothideomycetes; Pleosporales; Periconiaceae
Source: the annotation of a GenBank genome assembly
CCCCAGGCAUCGCGGCCGCCCUGCCCAAAACGACCAAAGCCAUCUUUUGACACCUCCGCACUCUUGGUUGGGAAAAGGGUCUUUGCUUGUUUGCCUCCAGGCCUCGUCCCGUCUCCUGUCCAUCACUCACUCGCCCUGCUGUCUGUCUUUUUUCUCUACUUACCUAUCUGCCUGCCUGCCUCUCCUCCCGCCCUUUGCUGCAUCUGUCUGCUCGUUUGUACCUUGUCCCAUAAUCCCUCUGCUGCCAAUCAUUGCACCUUGAAGUUUGGACCUGUACGCUACAGUGGCCAUCCUGUUCCUGUAGACAGCAUUUGGUGCAAAUCUCGCCAGAUUGUUUCCUCACCGCAUCGCACCAUCCGCCCGACCAAUUCGCCCGCACCCAAGCCGACUGCUGUGCGCAUUGCCAGCCCGGCCAUUUCAGAUCGAGCCGCCACAGAUUCACCCUGUCAUCAGCGCUUGCCAGAGUGCCAGAUUGCUUGCCAGAGCUUCUCUGAACAGUUACACCGCCCACCUGCCCUUUGAAACGCGAAUUUCGCUCCCUCCCCCGCUACCACGCACACACAAGCCUCUCUCCGCCCGAGUACCUGCACCACAAUCGCCUGUACAACCACCUCGAAAUCAAUGCCUGCUUAAUCCUAAGCUCGUCCAUCUAGACAAAGUGCGCAGUGCACCCUCGUUUACCAGCUGUCACUCGUUACUCCCGCCCACCACCACCUCAAAGCCCUCGGCCAUUUGCUCUCUCUCUGCAGCUCCCCGACCCUUUACUCGCCAUUGCCGUUCGAUACGCCGUCUGCCAACUCUCACAGCAAUAUGGCAACCAAGAUAACAACCCCCUGUCGGGGCUCGCAUGCCGCCCCUCUCGCCCUCGACCCCAAGAACCGAUCGAAAACCGCCGCCAACCCAAGGCAGGAAUCCAAGAAACCGGCAUCGGAGGAGAGCCUGUUGGCAUACAUUUGUGCGCGGAUAUGUGAGCAUCAAUUCGGCAUUGCUGUCAAUCUGCUACUUCUCCUUGCCCUUACACACAGUUUCUUUCCCCGAGCUCGACGGCGCACCUCCACAUUUUUUCGACUUUCCUACUACAAUUCUGAAACCGAUCAAUACGGGUGCGGCACCGACGAUCUGCCUUUUGUGGCCCUGUGGCUUGUCAUGUUCACUGGCUUGAGGGUCGCUGUGAUGGAGUACUUUCUAGGCCCGGCCGCUGGAUGGAGUGGAAUCAAGACCAGAAAAGGAGUGGAGAGGUUCAAGGAACAGGGCUGGCUGAUUUGCUACUGUGUCUGUUCGUGGUCGCUCGGCAUGUACAUCAUCUACAACUCUGAAUUUUGGUUUAAUGUCCACGGUCUAUGGAGGGGGUGGCCUUUCCGCGAGAUCACCGGCCUCUCCAAGUUCUACUAUCUCUUCCAGACCGCAUUUUGGCUCCAGCAGAUCCUUGUCGUCAACAUCGAAGAGAGGCGAAAAGAUUAUCACGAGAUGUUCACACACCAUAUUUUUACCUGCAUUCUUCUCUUCCUGUCCUAUGGGUACUACCACACCCGCGUUGGCAUUGUUAUCCUCUGUCUCAUGGAUCUCGUAGAUAUUAUCUUGCCUACCGCCAAACUUCUCAAAUACACCGGCUUCUCUAAUGCCUGCGACGUUUUCUUCGGCCUAUUCGUGGUUACCUGGCUCAUAACCCGACAAAUAUUCUUCCCAAUCGUAUGCUGGUCCAUCUACAAGCACGCUCCUACUGACAUGGAGCCCGGCUGCUACUUCCCCGACGGUCGCGUGGUACUCUCGAAUCAGACCGUCGAAUACGAAUCCCUCGGCGGCCAUCUUGUGUGGCCCAACCUUGUCAAGGCAUACACAGAUCGCGACGGACCCGUGUGCUGGAAUCCUACAAUCCGCUACAGCUUCCUUACGUUGCUACUGGCGCUCCAGGUGUUGAUACUUGUCUGGUUCUCAAUGAUCAUUAAGGUGAUCUACAAGGUACUCCGUGGACAGCCCGCCGACGAUGUGAGAUCCGACGAUGAAGGCGAAGACGAGAAGGAAGAUAUAGAAGAGGAGCUGGAGCGCGUGACCCACCACCAAGUCAACGAGGCCAAUACUGGAAUGGAGUGGACUCCUGUGGAGCAAGAAGUUGGUGUCGAGUCGCUGACAUUCUCCAAGCGGAGGGAGAGAAGUUCUAGAAGUUCUGGAAGUUCGAGGGCAAGCGGCAUCAGCAUUCCUGGACACGUGGAUCGCAAGGAGUUGCUUGGAAGAAUCGGGUGUGACAAGCCAGCCUGAACGGGGUUCCCUUGUACGGACUCUAUUCUUGUUUUUGCAUCAUUUCUCUCCCAUCAAUCAAUCUUCCUGACAUGCCUUGGCCUAUCUUUUCGUCCUCUGUCCACCCUCUCUAUUCUUUUCCCUUUAGACCGCUUUCCCCCUUUUCUAUAGGCUAGUUUUGGUAAUUUCUCAGUCUUGAACCUUCCAGUGUCCCAUGCACAUACCCCUGCUACGCGACGUCUGCAUGCGAUGAAAAAGUGUGACGUCCGAAAUAGAAAGUUUUUGUUAUGUUGUGGUUACCCAUUUAUGAAUGCCAAAUGUUUCUGAUCUCUACUCUAAACGUACUUUGUUCAGUUUGCGUGUACAUGGAAACAACACGUAUCGUCCAAGUUCUUGAACAUAUUUUUUUCUUCCAAGUCGCACUAAGUCUAUUAUUUGACCAUCGCACUUCUAUGCGGCACAAACACUUGGUAUUGUAAAUCACACCUACAUCGUACUAGGAUUAAAGAUCCGAACACAUGCCCGAGCAGCUUCUCUUGCACGUCAAUCCCCCUGUAUAUACGAGCUAGCUAGCUGAACAGCCACGUAUGGUACGGUACCACGGUUAUACUUCACAAAGCAAGCUAGACACCUUUAGACCCGGAAGAAAUGAGAAAGGGCAGACCCACAUAGCCGAGUCAAAAGACCGCACACGCUUGUCCUUUACCAACAUUUCCCAUUAUUUUCUCUCUCUCUCUUCUCGUUGGUUUGAAGUGGGAUAUAAAACUAAUU